This is a messenger RNA of Paralichthys olivaceus (Japanese flounder), 614 nucleotides long. The record is from RefSeq and is a predicted model, not a curated record. NCBI's taxonomy places the organism in Eukaryota, Metazoa, Chordata, Actinopteri, Pleuronectiformes, Paralichthyidae.
CGGUCCUCCCACCAACAUGGCAAUUUCCAACAUAGGCCCACGCUCCGUCACGCUGCAGUUCAAGCCUGGAUAUGACGGCAAGACUUCCAUUUCCCGUUGGCAGGUGGAGGCUCAGGUCGGUGUGGUCGGAGAAAACGAGGACUGGGUGAUGGUCCACCAGGUGUCCAACGAACCCGAGGCUCGCUCCUUAGAAGUGCCUGGACUCAACCCGUACACCUUCUACAGGUUCCGUAUGCGUCAGGUGAACAUAGUGGGAACCAGUCCUCCCAGUCAGCCCUCCAGAAGGAUCCAGACGCUGCCGGCUCCUCCUGACAUGGCUCCUGCCAACGUCACCCUGCGCACCGCGAGCGAGACCAGCCUCUGGCUACGAUGGAUGCCUUUACCUGAAUGGGAGUACAACGGGAACGCGGAGCAGGUGGGAUACAGAGUUCAGUAUUCCCGUGCCGGCUCACUGGGCCGAGCGCUGAUCCACAUCAUCGCCGAUCGCCUGGAGAGAGAGUUCACCAUCGAGGACCUGGAGGAGUGGACGGAGUACGAGGUCAGGGUCCAGGUUGUCAACGGCAUCGGGACGGGACCCUGGAGCCAGCCGGUCAAAGGCAGAACCAGAGAGUCUG